GGCUCCUGCUCGGUGGUUUCUCGCUCGCCAGUUUCUCCGUUCGCCUCCCAGCAACGCGACGGCUCGAGCAGCUCCGACCGACUCCUCGCCCGGUGGCCAGCGGCGUUGGGCUGAUGAUGUUGGGCGAUGCGUUGCCCUCCCCACUCUGCGAGCCGUGGUAGCGCCUCGGGAGGCGAGCGAGUCGAUCUCUCUCACGCCCAUCUUAUCCGACCGAUCCUGCCCCCCCUUUUCCCCUCGGGAGGGGACGCCUGAGGAAUCAUCAUGCUUCUCGGAGGACCCGAACCGACAGCCGCUGCCGCCUCCCGACUCCGCUUCAUCUGCUAGGGCUCUGGGAAUAUAUUGCGAUUAUCUGCACCGUUAGAACAACUACCAGGGGUCCCCCCCCCACCCAUUUCUUGAAAAAAGGAGCGAAUGGAAUGAUCGCUUUGGAUCCUGCAUUUUACGAUCCUCUUUUCCACACGGUCUGAUUCAUCCGUCUUCCCUCCUUUGCAUUUGCACCGCCGCUCCGAGGCACCAGACGGCCGCCGCCGAGCCUUCCGGCAAGAAAGAAUUUUUUUUAAAAAAAUCGCACCCCCCCUACCCAUUUGCUCCCCAAACAUCAUUCUUCUUAUGUGGAUAUGCAAGCAAGAAGAGGAGCCUGGAUACUCCCAACAUGCUCACUCCCUUAAUCUGUCCGCCUAGAGGUUCUGCUUCUACAAACGAAGGGAGUGUAAGAGCUGAAGAUGAGUCCUGGAGCAGAGUGCUGUUCUUCAAAGUUCUGGCUUAUGCUGGCUGUCUUAGCAACAACAGGUGGUGGGGCCUGGGCCCAAAAGCACCAACCUAGCAUUGGCAUUGCUGUCAUCUUGGUGGGUACCUCUGAUGAAGUAGCCAUCACGGAUGCCCACAAGAAAGAUGACUUCCAUCAUCUCUCUAUCAUGCCUCGUGUGGAACUGGUGGCCAUGAAUGAGACAGAUCCCAAGAGCAUCAUCACCCGCAUCUGUGAUAUCAUGUCUGACCGGAGGGUUCAUGGUGUGGUGUUUGCCGAUGACACAGACCAAGAAGCCAUUGCCCAGAUCCUGGACUUCAUUUCUGCCCAGACCCUCACACCCAUUCUGGGUAUCCAUGGAGGCUCUUCCAUGAUCAUGGCAGACAAGGAUGAAUCAUCCAUGUUCUUCCAGUUUGGUCCAUCAAUAGAACAGCAAGCUUCCGUUAUGCUCAACAUUAUGGAAGAAUAUGACUGGUACAUCUUCUCCAUUGUCACUACCUACUUUCCUGGCUAUCAGGACUUUGUCAACAAAAUUCGCAGCACUAUUGAGAACAGUUUUGUGGGCUGGGAGCUAGAAGAGGUUCUUUUGUUGGACAUGUCUUUGGAUGAUGGAGACUCAAAGAUUCAGAAUCAGCUUAAAAAACUACAGAGUCCUGUCAUCCUCCUUUACUGUACUAAGGAAGAGGCCACCUAUAUCUUUGAGGUGGCCAACUCUGUGGGUCUAACUGGCUAUGAUUACACAUGGAUUGUGCCUAGCUUGGUAGCUGGAGAUACAGACACAGUGCCCUCUGAAUUCCCCACUGGACUUAUCUCUGUGUCAUAUGAUGAAUGGGACUAUGGCCUUCGAGACAGGGUGAAAGAUGGAAUAGCCAUAAUAACCACGGCUGCUUCUGACAUGCUCUCUGUGCAUGGCUUCAUUCCUGAAUUUAAGAGUAGUUGCUACAAUACACAGGACAAGAGGAUUUACCAGUCUAACACACUGAAUAGGUAUCUGAUAAAUGUCACCUUUGAAGGAAGGAAUUUGUCUUUCAGUGAGGACGGCUACCAGAUGCACCCCAAACUGGUUAUCAUCCUUUUGACCAAGACAAGAACGUGGGACAGGGUGGGCUGGUGGAAGGACAAGCGCCUCAAGAUGAAGUAUUAUGUGUGGCCUCGUUCUGAGCUCUAUCCUGACCGUGAGGAACGGAAGGAUGAUCAUCUUAGCAUAGUAACCCUAGAGGAAGCACCAUUUGUUAUUGUGGAAAAUGUGGACCCAUUAAGUGGUACCUGUAUGCGAAACACUGUUCCGUGCCAAAAAAGAAUCGUGACAGAGAACAAGACAGAUGAGGAAACUGCCUACAUCAAGAAAUGCUGCAAAGGUUUUUGUAUUGAUAUUCUCAAGAAAAUCUCCAAGUUUGUCAAGUUCACCUAUGACCUUUACUUGGUAACCAAUGGCAAACAUGGGAAGAAGGUCAAUGGAACAUGGAAUGGAAUGAUAGGCGAGGUGGUAGCCAAACGUGCCUAUAUGGCAGUGGGAUCCCUCACCAUAAAUGCAGAACGCUCUGAAGUGGUAGACUUUUCUGUACCCUUCAUUGAGACAGGAAUCAGUGUAAUGGUGUCGCGAAGCAAUGGGACUGUCUCACCUUCUGCCUUCUUAGAGCCAUUCAGUGCUGAUGUGUGGGUGAUGAUGUUUGUAAUGCUGCUUAUAAUAUCUGCGGUGGCUGUCUUUGUCUUUGAGUACUUCAGCCCUGUGGGAUACAACCGAUGUCUGGCUGAUGGCAGAGAGCCUGGUGGUCCUUCUUUUACCAUUGGCAAAGCUAUCUGGUUAUUGUGGGGCCUGGUAUUCAACAAUUCUGUGCCAGUGCAGAAUCCCAAGGGAACUACUAGCAAGAUCAUGGUGUCUGUGUGGGCUUUCUUUGCUGUCAUCUUUCUGGCCAGUUACACUGCCAAUUUGGCUGCCUUUAUGAUCCAGGAAGAGUAUGUGGACCAGGUGUCUGGGCUGAGCGACAAGAAGUUCCAAAAUCCAAAUGCUUUCUCGCCACCUUUCCGCUUUGGGACAGUUCCCAAUGGCAGUACAGAGAGGAAUAUCCGCAACAAUUAUGAACUGAUGCAUGCCUACAUGGUGAAGUUCAACCAAAGAUCAGUGCAAGAUGCCCUAUCCUCACUGAAGACAGGGAAGCUGGAUGCUUUCAUUUAUGAUGCAGCUGUGCUAAACUACAUGGCUGGCAGAGAUGAAGGCUGCAAGCUGGUGACCAUUGGCAGUGGGAAGGUCUUUGCUUCAACGGGCUAUGGCAUUGCCAUCCAGAAGAAUUCUGGCUGGAAGCGGCAGGUGGAUCUUGCAAUCUUGCAGCUUUUUGGUGAUGGGGAGAUGGAGGAGCUAGAAGCUCUCUGGCUCACUGGCAUUUGUCAUAAUGAAAAGAAUGAAGUAAUGAGCAGCCAGCUAGAUAUUGAUAACAUGGCCGGUGUCUUCUAUAUGUUGGGAGCAGCCAUGGCCCUCAGCCUCAUCACCUUCAUCGCCGAACAUCUUUUUUACUGGCAGUUCCGCCAUUGCUUCAUGGGUGUCUGCUCAGGCAAGCCAGGUGUUGUCUUCUCUAUCAGCAGGGGCAUUUACAGCUGCAUCCAUGGAGUGGCUAUUGAAGACCGCCAUUCUUCUAUGAACUCCCCCACAGCCACCAUGAACAAUACACAUUCUAACAUUUUGCGCCUGCUUCGUACUGCAAAGAACAUGGCAAACCUUUCAGGUGUCAAUGGCUCACCACAAAGUGCCCUGGAUUUCAUCCGCCGUGAAUCAUCUGUCUACGAUAUCUCUGAACACCGCCGCAGCUUCACUCAUUCUGACUGCAAGUCUUAUAACAACCCCCCCUGUGAAGAGAAUCUUUUCAGUGAUUACAUUAGUGAGGUAGAAAGGACCUUUGGCAAUCUACAGCUAAAGGAAAGUAAUGUUUAUCAAGACCAUUAUCACCACCAUCAUCGCCCCCAUAGCAUAGGUAGUGCCAGCUCCAUUGAUGGACUGUAUGACUGUGAUAAUCCACCUUUCUCUGCACAGCCUCGAUCUCUCAGUAAGAAGCCAUUAGAUAUUGGUUUGCCACCGGCCAAACAUGGCCAGCUAGGUGACCUCUAUGGCAAGUUAUCUUUUAAGAGUGACCGAUACAGUGGAGGAGGGGCACAUGAUGAUUUGAUCCGCUCGGAUGUCUCAGACAUAUCCACCCAUACAGUGACUUAUGGCAACAUUGAAGGUAAUGCUGCAAAGAGGCGAAAACAGCAGUACAAGGAUAGUCUAAAGAAGCGCCCAGCCUCAGCCAAGUCACGGAGGGAGUUUGAUGAAAUUGAACUGGCCUAUCGUCGGCGUCCCCGUUCUCCUGACCACAAGCGCUAUUUCAGGGACAAGGAAGGGCUAAGGGACUUCUAUUUGGACCAGUUCCGGGCAAAGGAGAACUCACCACACUGGGAACAUGUGGAUCUGACAGAUAUUUAUAAAGAGCGGGGAGAUGACUUCAAGCGUGACACUAUAGGGGGAGUAGGGACGUGUACUAAUAGAACCCAUCACAAACACGGGUCGGGAGACUUUGGAGCAAACAAUGAGCACAAGCACAGUGUUGUGAGUGGGGUACCUGCACCAUGGGAGAAAAACCUCACCAAUCUUGAUUGGGAGGAACGGCCAGGGGCAAAUUAUUGCCGUAGUUGCCCAUCUAAGCUGCAUAACUAUACUUCAACUGUGGUGGGACAGAACUCCACCCGCCAGCCAUGUAUCCGGUGUGAAGCUUGCAAGAAGGCAGGCAACCUCUAUGACAUCAGUGAGGACAACUCCCUCCAAGAGCUGGAUCAGCCAUCUGCUCCUGUUCCAGUGGCAACCAGCACCUCCACCACCAAAUAUCCUCAGAGCCCUUCCAACUCCGCCUCCAAGGUGCAGAAGAAGAAUCGCAACAAGCUCCGCCGGCAGCAUUCGUAUGACACAUUUGUGGAUCUGCAAAAGGAAGAUGCAUCGCUGGCCCCCCGCAGUGUGAGCCUGAAGGACAAGGGUCGCUUUUUGGAGGGAAGUCCCUAUGCCCAUAUGUUUGAGAUGCCAGCAAGUGAAUCCACCUUUGCCAACAACAAGUCCUCAGUGCCCACCACCAGCCACCAUCACCACAACAAUCCUGGCAUUGGUGGUGGUUACAUGCUCAGCAAGUCGCUCUACCCUGACCGGGUCACACAAAACCCUUUCAUCCCCACUUUUGGUGAUGACCAGUGCUUGCUCCACGGCAGCAAAUCCUAUUUCUUCAGGCAGCCUGUGGUGGCAGGGGGGCCCAAGGUGAGGCCAGACUUCCGAGCCAUUGUCACCACCAACAAGCCGGUGGUCUCGGCCCUUCAUGGGGCUGUGCCAGCCCGUUUCCAGAAGGACAUCUGUAUAGGGAACCAGUCCAACCCCUGUGUGCCUAACAACAAAAACCCCAGGGCUUUCAAUGGCUCCAGCAACGGGCAUGUUUAUGAGAAACUUUCUAGUAUUGAGUCUGAUGUCUGAGUGAUGGGGAAGAGCAUGGGAGGGGCUGGUGCAGGAAAUGUGAAGCGUGGGAGGGUCAGGUGGUGGGUUCAGACCUAAUUCCCAUUUGCUACUCUUCUGCUAUUCUUCUUUUCAUUGUGGAAUACUGGAGUUCUGCUUAGGCAGUACUGUUGAGAAGUGCCACCUCUUUCUUUCCCCACUCUCCCACCCAUUGAUCUCUUUUCAUUUCCCCACUCACAGUUCUCUUUCAGGCCAUCACAUCUCAAAGUAUAGUAGCUUAGCUUGUGUUUUCACUGUUUGAAAGGCAGAGCAUAUUUGAAGUGAGGUCAACACAUGAGUGGGGUCAAUGGCCACAGAGUUUGGGGUUUUCUUAGCAUCAAACAGAAAGUUCUUUCAGAUAUGAGAAUGUAUCAGGAGGUGGAGAGUAGAAGAGAUGGAGUGACCACAAAGAAGAUAUAAUUCUUCUUAAAUUUGUAAUUUUAAGCAAAAUUAACAGGGCAUGAAUAGUGUGGGAUCAACUUAAUACAAUAUGUCUUGAUUACAUGCAAAAAGUCAUUCAGUACUUUUAUGAAGAUUUUGUGGGUUAAAGGCUGAAAUAUGCAGCUGCGUGUAUACUGAACAAACAAUGUAAUGAAACUGGGAUAUUGUUACUGUGGGAAGGGGAGGUUUGACAUGAUUGCCACCUGGCUAUUUGUCUAGUCAUAAUAACCCAAUACAAUCACUUCUGAAGGGUGAGUGGAAUGACAGAAGUGAAUGCCAAUGAAGCUUUUAGCAAAAGCACUGGAAAAAUUACAUUGGGGUGGGAAAUCCCAGGGGAGGGGCCAACACCAGGUUUUAUCUUAUUCAUGAAGAAUUUGUUGAUUUUGAAUUCAUCAGAUUUCAGACGUGGGUUGGCUGAUGCAGAAGUUUACAUGAAUAACAAUUUACAUAAAAUGUUUUUAUGCUCAAUAAGAAGUUUUAAUGUGACAAACGCAGCAGAGCAAGCUUUUGCAGUGCAAGAGCAAAGCCAAGUUGGCAACGUAGACUCCACUAUUCAGGAAACUUUGUUCUGAGUGGUUUAAUCUAUAAGAGGGAGGGAGGCCUCAGUCAUCCUUCCCUCAUUUUGCCCAUCAUGCAAAGUAAUUUUGCAAGAAGAAUAUAGAAAAGGCUUUCUCUGCUGGUGGAUCAUGAGGUACUUCCUCUGAACAGAAAGUAGGAGAGAAAUGGUGUGGAUAGUGGCAGGAACAGGGCCAGAACAAGGAUCUGGCUGCACAACUCAGACAUAUGUAUAUGUGUAUUUAUUGAAUAUAUACUUAUAUUUGAUAAUAUAGCAUUAUGGAAAUACAUGGCUUGUCUUCCACAGGGCAUGAGGAGAUGAAGCAUCAGAUCCCACAGAUGCUGUGGUAGGGACUGGAGAGUAGAAGUGGAAAGAUUUGGGGAAGAGAAUUACGAAGAUCAGCAGGUGCUGAGCUGAACAAACAGUAGUCUUUAGCAACAUUAGAGUUGGCCUGGCCCUGUUCUCAGUGCAUGUGGAACUGGUACCAGCAGUUGUCCUGCCAAGGAAUCACUGUAAAUGCAAGUUAAACUCCAUACAUGGAAGGGUUGGUAGAAGAAAUGAGAUUGUUUCAUUUACAGCAGGAACCCUCAGGUAAGGGCAACAGGUCUGCUGUUGCUUCCCAAACAUGUGGCAAAGCAUCUCACUUUUUCUUAGGUCUGUUCUACUUUCCUAACAGGAGGGCUCAAUAAAAAGAGCUCUUCUGAUAUAUGGGACCCGUUGCAAUGGAACUGAAUGCAUGUAGAGACACAGACCCUGAACUUUUGGAAGCAGCCAUUCUUUUUCAAGCCACAUUUCUUGUAGCUGAUUCUCCUCUCAUGUAUCUUUCACGCCACACUCCAGUUGGGUUUAUCUUAAUAUCUUUCUUGCAUUCAAGCCAACAGAAGGCCUUGUUUUUUUUCAUAAAUGGGGUAGGGAUGAGCCUGAACAUUUUGUGACAUGGGAACCCUCCCUUGCUGGAUUCGCUGAGCAAAUGAUGGAAGAUCAGUGUUAAAUGUGCUGCCCUCUCUGUUGCUGGAGGAGUCGAACACCUCUCAGUUCCACUCCUCUUUCCCAUGUAAAAGGAACACUAUAUUUGCUUAGCAAUCUGCAGAACACAAAGUGAUGAGGCUGAAUCCUCCAACAAGGGCCAUCGAGAAGGUAUUCAUUUCAUUUGUAAAUAUUUUUUUCUAUUGCAUUUUGUACAAACUAGUGCUUCUCUUCUUGUGAAUAUUCAGGUUUGGAGAGGAGAAAAGUUUAGGUUGUUUUUUCCCUAUAACUUUCAGGCUGCGAAUCUGGAAGUGAUUUUAUGUGGGCCCAGGCCAAAGUGGGGGAGAAUGAGACAAAACUGCAUGCAUUGAAUACCUCUUUCUAAUCAAUACCUGUCACCUUUUUUCUUCAUGGUUAGAAAAUGGUGGUACAUCACCUCAAGCCUUGCUAGCAGGGCUUUCAUGUUCAAAUGGAAGCAUACCAUCUCCCUCGCUUGAAUCUAUACCCCAUGCCACCAUCCUUAAAUGGUAUCUGGGUCUUGAGACAAUGUGCUGUUUUCCCUUGGUGAUGGAGUGGACCAUCAUUUUGAAUGUUCAGUUUAGACUAUCACCCAACACUACAGGGAUUUCUCCAAAGUUAUGUUGGUUUGGGAAUCUUAGGACUGGGAAAUCUCUUCAGUUUACUGUACUUCUUAAGGUUUAUUAGCAGCUAGGUUUACUGAUCAGCCAUCUCCUGGCAUCUGGUUCAGUAUUUCAUUCCCCUAGCCGAAACCAAAAAUAUUAGAGAAUGGUACUGCGGAGAAAACUAAACUGAAAAACAAACCAAAAAGAUGCUAACUGAACUUUCAGAAUGAUUCCAGAAUUGUGGUUCUGAGUAACAGUUUACCAUGGUUCUUGUUUUCUUGCAACCUUUUUCUUGGAUCCUAGCUCAAUUUGAACAUUGAAAACAUGUUUACAUAUAUAGUGUUUAGGAGCGAUAAUAUUAAAGUGCUUUAAGAAUGUGAAUUUGUCUGCUUUAAAGACAGAAUUGUUGGAGUUAGUCCAUCUGCAGAGAUUUUUAUCUUUUAACAUGUGAAAUCAACCUUUUGGUAUUUUCCAUUUAUGUUUUGUUAUAAACAUUUUUGUUGAUUUCCUUUUCCUUGAAAUUUUACUAAGAGGAACAGAGUUGGUUGGAUCAUU
Sphaerodactylus townsendi is the source of this 8384-nucleotide messenger RNA. RefSeq names its product glutamate ionotropic receptor NMDA type subunit 2B (gene GRIN2B). NCBI's taxonomy places the organism in Eukaryota, Metazoa, Chordata, Lepidosauria, Squamata, Sphaerodactylidae. Gene Ontology annotation, molecular function: NMDA glutamate receptor activity; transmitter-gated monoatomic ion channel activity involved in regulation of postsynaptic membrane potential. Gene Ontology annotation, biological process: excitatory postsynaptic potential; monoatomic ion transport; synaptic transmission, glutamatergic. The coding region runs from base 723 to 5225 and encodes 1500 amino acids. Gene Ontology annotation, cellular component: postsynaptic membrane; postsynaptic density membrane; NMDA selective glutamate receptor complex. The transcript has 13 exons. The record is from RefSeq and is a predicted model, not a curated record.